CCAGUGAGCAUUGACCACCUAUAUAUGAUCUCCUCUCUCCCGUAUCUCUCUCUCUCUCUCUCUCUCUCUCUCUCUCUCUCUCUCACAUCAAGAGAGACCCACCACACUAACACCCACACGGCACACCAACACUAGUUUCUCUCCCGCCAUUCGGCAAGAUGGGCAUGGAUAAAUCCUACGCUUCACCGAGCUCCAGCGACCUUGCCGGGCUUCCCAGAACUUACAGUAAUCGUCCAGUCAAAGUCAUACCACUUCAACACCCCCAAACGACGUCGUCUCCUGCUUUCUCCAUUACGACGUCGUCUUCCUCAGCUUUCGCUCGUUGGAGGUCCAAGAUGAAAGCCAUGACUACUACUGAAUGGAUCUCAUUGUUCCUCCCUUGUUAUCGUUGGCUUCGAUCAUACAAUUUUCAUGAUUAUCUUCAGUGUGAUGUCAUGGCUGGUAUCACCGUCGGUGUUAUGCUCGUUCCUCAGGCAAUGUCGUAUGCGAAGCUGGCUGGGCUUGCACCAAUCUAUGGACUCUAUUCUGGUUGUCUGCCUGUAUUUAUAUAUGCAAUAUUUGGUUCCUCAAGGCAGCUUGCAGUUGGUCCAGUAGCAUUGACAUCUCUACUGGUCUCUAAUGUGUUAACUAAGAUUGUUAGUCCAUCUGAUAAGCUGUACACAGAACUUGCAAUCACGUUGUCACUUAUGGUUGGCGUAUUGGAGUGCUUAAUGGGAAUCUUGAGGCUUGGAUGGAUUAUUCGAUUUAUCAGUCAUGCUGUAAUUUCUGGCUUCACCACUGCAUCAGCCAUAGUGAUUGCCUUGUCUCAAGCAAAAUACUUUCUGGGGUAUGAUAUCGUUCGAAGCAGCGAAAUUAUUCCCCUUGCAAAGAGUAUUAUAUCUGGGUUUGAUAAGUUUUCAUGGCCACCAUUUGUGUUGGGGUCUUUGAUACUUGCUGUUAUGUUGACAAUGAAGCACCUGGGGAAAACGAGAAAGUACCUGAGAUUUGUCAGAGCAGCAGGUCCGUUGACAGGAGUUGUGCUGGGAACUGUUAUCGUCAAACUAUUUCAUCCUUCUGCCAUCAGUGUGGUUGGGGAGAUACCUCAGGGGCUCCCAGAGUUUGCGGUGCCUAAAGCCUUUGCUUAUGUCAAGUCCUUGAUCCCAACAGCAUUUCUCAUAACUGGUGUUGCCAUAUUGGAAUCUGUGGGAAUCGCGAAGGCACUGGCAGCAAAGAAUGGCUAUGACUUAGAUUCAAAUCAAGAGCUUUUUGGUCUUGGUGUAGCCAACAUUGCCGGAUCAUUCUUUUCUUCAUAUCCUAGUACAGGAUCAUUUUCUAGAUCUGCGGUAAAUCAUGAAAGUGGAGCAAAAACUGGCUUUGCUGGGAUACUGACUGGAAUUAUCAUGAGUUGUGCUCUCCUGUUUCUAACUCCGUUAUUUGAAGCCAUACCUCAGUGUGCACUGGCUGCUAUUGUGAUAUCUGCUGUGAUGGGUCUGGUGGAUUAUGAGGAGGCUAUGCUACUAUGGCGCAUAGAUAAGAAAGACUUUUUCCUUUGGACAAUCACUUUUGCUUCGACGUUGUUCCUUGGUAUUGAGAUUGGUGUUCUAGUUGGGGUUGGAUUUUCCCUUGCUUUUGUAGUCCAUGAAUCUGCUAAUCCACAUAUUGCUGUAUUGGGUCGUCUUCCUGGUACAACAAUUUAUAGGAAUGUUCAACAAUAUCCAGAAGCAUAUACAUACCAUGGAAUAGUGCUUGUUCGUGUUGAUGCGCCAAUAUAUUUUGCAAACACUAGCUACAUUAAAGAUAGGCUGCGCGAAUAUGAAUCCAAUCCUGAUCAAUCUAUACGACGUGGGCCAGAAGUCGAACAAAUUUAUUUUGUAAUUCUUGAGCUUUCACCUGUGACAUAUAUUGAUUCAAGUGCCGUCCAAGCUUUAAGAGACUUGUAUAAUGAGUACAAAUCUCGUGGCAUCCAGAUUGUAAUUUCGAACCCUAAUCAAGAAGUUCUCAUGACCUUAACGAGAGCUGGCCUCGUUGAAUUGAUUGGGAAGGAAUGGUACUUUGUGAGAGUACAUGAUGCUGUUCAAGUGUGCUUUCAGCAUGUGCAGGAAAACGAAAUGCCGAAAACCCUAGAUUCCUUCAAUGAUAGCAAGCGAAAUCUCAUCCAAAGACUUGGUCAAAGGAAGGACAAUAUACCAACUGUGGAUUUGGAAUCUGGUAAUCAAACUUCAUUGGUUUCAAGCAGUUCUGAUCACCAGUUACAGGAGCCACUCUUGCCUGGGGGAUCUUAACGCGACAUACCGUGCUUUGAUGUCCAACAUUAUUUGAUGCUAUUCUUUAAAAGAAUUCUGCUGUACAUAUCAUUUUUGCUGCUGUACCUCAGAACAUGAUCUGUAUUUUUGUAAUUAGCUCUUUGUUGUAACUGUUGUGAGGUGAUUUUUUUUGUAAGAUCACUUGAAAUUGGAUGUAUGGCGACACUGUUAUAUAUGGUGUACAGUAGCCCACUUUUGCCUUACGCAGCCCUUUUGGGAAAGUCAAUAAGAAUUUGAAACGAGUUUGUUGUGUAAA
This is a messenger RNA of Beta vulgaris subsp. vulgaris (sugar beet), 2538 nucleotides long. Its product is annotated as probable sulfate transporter 4.2. The record is from RefSeq and is a predicted model, not a curated record. The coding region runs from base 159 to 2261 and encodes 700 amino acids. The transcript is spliced from 17 exons. Gene Ontology annotation, molecular function: secondary active sulfate transmembrane transporter activity. Lineage: Eukaryota; Viridiplantae; Streptophyta; Magnoliopsida; Caryophyllales; Amaranthaceae. Gene Ontology annotation, cellular component: membrane. Gene Ontology annotation, biological process: transmembrane transport.